Penicillium pulvis is the source of this 1581-nucleotide messenger RNA. RefSeq lists its product as uncharacterized. The coding region runs from base 1 to 1581 and encodes 526 amino acids. NCBI's taxonomy places the organism in Eukaryota, Fungi, Ascomycota, Eurotiomycetes, Eurotiales, Aspergillaceae. The transcript is spliced from 4 exons. The record is from RefSeq and is a predicted model, not a curated record. Gene Ontology annotation, molecular function: oxidoreductase activity, acting on paired donors, with incorporation or reduction of molecular oxygen; iron ion binding; monooxygenase activity.
AUGACUGCUUUCCAUCUUUUAGACCACCCCCUUGAAAUUGCAUUGAGCAGUCUAUUCUGUUACUUUACUGCUUAUGUCGUUUAUCAACGCUUUUUUCAUCCACUGGCGAAAUAUCCCGGGCCUUUCCUCGCCUGCCUUACAGACCUAUGGCAGGUGCAUCAGUUCAUGACCCUGAAGCAGCCUUACCACCUCACCGAGCUACAUGAGAAACACGGCUCAAUUGUUCGAUAUGGCCCAGACAAGCUAAGCAUUACUGAUGAAGAGGCCAUCAAGUCAAUCUAUCAGUCAGGAGCUCGCUUUAUGCCCAAAACCGAGUUCUACGAUGCUUACGGCGCAGCCCAUCCUAACGUAUUUGGCAUGCGUGAUGAAAGCUUUCAUUCUCUUCGACGCCGACAGAUGUCUCAUAGUUUUUCCACGAGUUACGUGAAAGAAAUGGAGCAACAUCUCGAUGAAAAUAUUCGAAUCCUCCGCCAGAAGAUAUUAUCUUAUGCUUCAGCUCAAGAAGUCUUUGAUCUCAAGAAAGCUUUGCACUACUAUGUCAUUGACACACUGGGCGAGCUUGCCUUCAGCCAAACAUUCGGGGUUCAAAUAUCUAAUGACGAGACGCGGGUUCCGCCCGUCAUUGAACAUAGCCUGCUGGCAGCAGUCACAGGAGCUUGGCCAAGUAUGACUGCUCGUCUGAAGAGAUGGCUUCCUCUUAUCCCACACAAAGGUCUUCAAGCCUUAUUCAAUGGCCGAAAGGCCUGUGCUGAAAUGGCUUCACGAUGCGUGAGCAUUCGGCUGAACGCCAUCAGAUCGAUGGAUGGAUCAAAUGAUAUGACUUCGGAAAGGAAGGACAUUCUCACGAAUUUGAUUAUGGCAAAGCACCCCGAUACGGGUGAACACCUGACUCAAACUGAUCUGGAAACAGAAGCAUUUGGAUUCAUUAUAGCGGGGACUCACACUACUAGUGCCACAGCGGCUCUACUUUUCUAUCAUUUACUACAUCAUCCAGAUAUCCUGGCUAAAUGUGUCGCAGAGAUUGACGCCGAUCUGCCUGUUCUGCAAUCAAGUGAAAGUGCUUAUUCAGUCACCGUGGCUGAGGCAUCAUUGCCAUAUCUACGGAACUGCAUGAAAGAGAACUUUCGGGUCACUCCAGUGUUCACAAUGCCUCUUGCCAGGCGUGUGAUGAUGCCUGGAGGAACAACUAUUGCUGGGAAUCAUAUCCCUCAGGGAACCUCAAUCGCGGUGUGCAAUCAUGCCUUUCACCACAACCCAACGGUCUGGGGACUUGACCAUAAUUGUUUUGACCCGUCUCGAUGGGAUGAGCCUGAAGUUGAGGGUAAAUCCAAGCUGUUGAUGCAUUUCGGGCUCGGUGGCCGCCAAUGCAUCGGCAAGACGGUAGCCACAACAAAUAUUUACAAACUAAUGAGCACGUUGUUGAGUGAAUUUGAGUUUGAGCUAGCUGAUGAUCUUGAGCGGAAGCAAGCACUUGUGAAUGGUUUCCAUGGGAAAAUGCCAGAGUUAAUCAGCGUUGGGAUUAGUGAUUUAGCUGCGCCUUUGAUGGUCAGAGCUAGAAAACGCAACAGGGCCGUUGUUUAA